Symbiodinium necroappetens is the source of this 2802-nucleotide messenger RNA. Lineage: Eukaryota; Dinophyceae; Suessiales; Symbiodiniaceae. The record is from the annotation of a GenBank genome assembly.
AUGGCGGAGUACAAGUUGGCAGUGGAUUCCAGCAAGAAGGCCACGGAGCUGCCGCUACUGAGGGUCUGUGGCACUGUGCAGCAGAAUCCUCACAUGCGAGCUUUCUGGGCUAGCACAAUAUCUUUCUUCCUUGCCUUCCUGGGCUGGUUCGCCUUGGCGCCUUUGGGCCUCGAAGUUGCGACCAGCAUGGGGACAUGCGAGAACCAGCUCUUCCCUCCCACAGACUUCCCAACACGACCAGCUUACUUGAAGUUCAAGAACUUGAAGAGUGGGCUGAGCUAUUGCCAGUAUGGGGUCCUCAAGGAGGACGGCAAGCUGAUCGAUUGCAAAGACGUCCCCGCAGAUGCGGUGAGCGCUGAGGAGAAGGAGAAGUACAGGCCCCAGGUGCUGGCAAAGUGCGUGUGCACACCAGGCACGGAGUGCAAGUCGGUGAUUGCGAACGCGGGCGUGGCCUCGGUUGCCUCUACCAUCUUCGUGAGGAUAGCCUUGGGGACGCUCCUAGAGCGCUUUGGCCCCGUGAACGUUCAGUGCGGCUUGAUGUCCUUCGGCGCCUUCUGGGUGGCCAUGGCGGCCGCGAUUACAGCUCCCUGGAACUACACGCUGAUCCGCUUCUUCAUAGGCUGCGCUGGCGCCACUUUCGUGACCAAUCAGUUCUGGUGCUCGCUGAUGUUUGCCCCGAACGUUGUUGGUACCGCCAACGCCACUGCGGCCGGUUGGGGCAACCUGGGAGGCGGCGUGACCCAGAUUUUUAUGAUGUCAGUACUUUUCAACCCUAUGGUGGCCUCCGGGAUGGAGCCGAAUGUGGCUUGGCGUGUCUCCAUGGUGGUGCCAGCGGUCAUGUUCGUGCUUUGCGCCAUCUGCAUGAAGCUCAUGUGCUGGGAUAUGCCUACGGCACGCAACUACGAUCCGACUGUGACCGGCAAGACACAGAAGCCGUCGAUGUGGGACUAUGUCGAGGUGCUGCGCGAUGUUCGAGUCGUGGUCAUGAUCUUCCAAUAUUCCGCAUGUUUCGGCACCGAACUCGCAAUGAACAAUCAGUUGGCUACGCAUUUUCGGACGUACUUCCAGAUGGAUGCAGGUGAUGCCAGCGCCCUAGCGGGUGCUUUCGGCUUGAUGAACCUCUUCGCAAGAUCGCUUGGAGGCAUCAGCAGCGAUAUUUGCUUCAAGUACUUCGGCUUCCGUGGCCGCAUUUGGGCUCAGUUCCUGGCACUCUUCUUCGAAGCUAUCUUCCUGUUCAGCUUCGGAAAGGUGGACAAUUCGCAGCCUUGGUACGUGGCUUUGGCAGUUUUGGUUUGCUUCUCGCUCUUCGUGCAGAUGGCUGAGGGCACCUCCUACGGCAUCGUGCCCUUCAUGAACAGGAAGCAGCUCGCAGUGGUAUCCGCACUUGUGGGUGCGGGUGGCAACCUCGGGGCGGCUGAUUCCGAGAGAUUGAUCAUGUCGCUAUCGUCCCAGAUGAGGAUUGCAGGCUUCUGCUUCUACAAGCCGAUCCAGGAUGCCCUGCUGCCUUUCCAGGUCCAUGCGGGCUAUGUCAUGUUUUGGGCAUUGCUGAGCCCCUGCUACUACUGGUCCGAGAUGGGUGGAAUGUUCCAUGGACCGGCACAGAGCGUCGAGAAGGGCAAGACCAGCGGCGACUACGAGUCUCACACGGAGUCCGAGGCCAUGAGGCGGGAGUGCCAUGUGAGAACAGCCGACCCUUUCACAGGUGCAGAGUUCGUGGCUUUGAACUUGGCCAAGGACCUCGGCACGAGCUUCCAAGGCCGAGAACAGGGCGGUCGACGUGGAGCAAAGGCGGCUAUGCUUGCAGGGUUCCAGAGGACCCAGCACGGCUUCCUGCAGUAUGCCCAAAGAUUGAGCGACAAUUCCGCGAAGCUGUGGCUGUCAGCAGAAACGAGUGCCUGCUGCGUGUUGGUAUUCGGCCCCGACAAGAACAGCAUGGCUGCAGCGGUGCUCGGCGACGCAGGGGCCGGCGGCCGGGGCUUGGUCGUGGCUCGGGACGGCCAAAUCACUUCACGUCUAGGUGCUGCCGGGCCUAGCGGCGAGGAGAAGCCUGCACAGGACAGCUUGAAGGUCUUCGAGCACGGCCUGAAAGGUCCGUCCAUCAACUUCCCCUCCAUGCCAGGGGCACGUGGGCCUGCGCCUAAAGGCUUCGGCACCCAUGCCUACAGCGAAAAGGGUGGGUCGGCUGCUGGCCUGGCAGUGACGCUGGAUGUCUGUCAGCUGGACUGGGCAAACGAUGCUCUCAUUAUACUGGCAUCCGAAUCCUUCUGGGCGAUUGCAGACGAAGAGAAGGCUGCCAAGUCCGCCCUCGCAGCUGUUGUCGCGCAUCAAUCUCCGGAGCAGGCGCUGAUGCAGGAUGUUCAGGCCGCGCGGCGUGGUGCAAAAGCAGAUGAUUUGGCGAUAACUGUCCUGCGCUUCACGUGGGUGGACCUCACUGACGGUGGCAAGGCAAGCGACGAGGUCAUCCCCCGCCCAGCCAAGCGGAGGCGCAAGAACCCAAAGGCAAGGGUCGUCCAGGAGGUCGACGACAUCUUUGCGCAGCCCGGGGAUGGCGAGGGCCAGGAAGUGUCCGAAGAGGACGAAGAAGAGGAAGAGGAUGACUCAGAAGAGGAGGCCAGAGGUGCCGCUACGUCCACCGAGUGCAUGAAUGUGGGAUCCGGUGGUGAGCCGGAGGAGGCGGAUCCACAACCCGCAGCAGAGGAUGGUGCAUCCCAUGUGGACGCUGCACCAGCGCCCGAGGUCACUCACGAUGCGAUGGACGACAUCUUUUCCGAGUUCUGCACCGAAAUUGAGAAGCUGCAUUGA